Molecule: messenger RNA, 879 nt
Organism: Ambispora gerdemannii
Lineage: Eukaryota; Fungi; Glomeromycota; Glomeromycetes; Archaeosporales; Ambisporaceae
Source: the annotation of a GenBank genome assembly
AUGGAAAUCGAACAAUUGGCUAUCCUGAACAAGAUUGUGCUUAACGUUAUAGGCGUACAGAAAAUCAUUACGAUGUUCAGUAUGUACGUAGUUUGCAAAUCCGAUGCCAUCAUUGAUAAGAGAUUUGUAAUACCGAUGGUAACGAAAACGGAAACUAUUCAAUCAACCUUAGUUGCAGAUGUUAUUACCCUCGAAAAUCUGAGUGUCCGUGAUUUACUUUCGGCACUUCUAGUUAAUCGAGAUGGUACCAAGUCGCCGUUCCAAUGUAUUGGAAAGCUCCAUUCAGUUAUACAAAGAGAAGGAGUAGGCUGCACUAAAAAUUUACGAAUUGUUUCGAGGAAGCAGUACACUUCUAGGAACGAAAGAAAAUUCUGCGCGGGUGCAGUUCAAGAGACUUCGGUGCUUUAUGAUUAUCCAUUGUUUCUCAAAGAACUCAAUUAUACAAAUCUACCAGAAUUAGGAGAACUGGCUGUAGAAACACUUCAAAUGCUAACAAAUCGUGGAAUUCGUCUGAUGACUUUUGUUAUGGAUAACACCGGUACAAAUAGUGAAACAUUUUAUGGAAUAUGGACAGCACUACGCUUUGCCCCUAUAUUCCAAACGCUCUAUUAUCUUGAGAAACUCUUAUCUGUUCAGCAAUGCCCUUUGAAUCUUCGAUUGGUGUUUCCAAACGGACCUGGAAGAAUGCUAAUUAACAUAUUUCAGUCCCAGAAGUUUAAAUCCUUUAAACAUCUUGAGCUUGUAAGGUGUGACUUCAACGGGUUUGAAUGGAGAUGGCUGGAGAUGUGUCCAAAUUUGACCGAAUUUGCAAUCACAAUCCCACCUCAAACUCAAGUCUCUGACGAAACUUAUCGUUUGAAACUGUCAAAAAAAUCCUAA